This is a messenger RNA of Mercenaria mercenaria, 1014 nucleotides long. Its product is annotated as zinc finger protein 862-like. The transcript has a single exon. The record is from RefSeq and is a predicted model, not a curated record. The coding region runs from base 1 to 1014 and encodes 337 amino acids. Lineage: Eukaryota; Metazoa; Mollusca; Bivalvia; Venerida; Veneridae.
AUGGAGUCGGCAGCAAAAAAGAAAAAGCAUACCCGUAAUUUCCAGGAGGGUUGGCUUAAAGAACCCGAGUUUAAGGAGUGGUUAAUAAAAGACAAAAAUGAUAACAACAAUGACAUCAUGAAGUGCCUAAUUUGUUGUGAAGCAAAUGUUAAAAACGUUUUUACAACGGGUUGCACUGACUUCCAACGUAGUGCGCUUGUUCGGCAUAUUUCGAGCGAUGCUCAUAGAAGUGCAUUAAAAACAAAAUCGUCCCGCAAUUCCCUUAAGAAAUCAUUGAAAUGCGCUGAAGAAAAAGCAUCAGAUUCCCUGACUUUUCAGCUGAAAACUGUAUAUUUCAUAGUUAAAAACAACAUUCCGCUACAUACUUACACUCCACUGCUUGAGCUUCAAAAAAGUAAUGGCUGUGAUGGACUGAAGCCAGGACACUAUGUGACACAUGACGCUAUAUCUGAAAUGGUCGAGAGUCUUGCCAGCUCUUUAACUGAUGACAUAAAACGUGAGAUUGAGGCUAGCAAAUUUAUUGGAAUUAUGACAGAUGAAAGCUGUGACAUUGCUAUCUUCAAGAAACUUAUUAUCUAUGUUCAAACAGUUGUCAAUGGUAAAAUUAACGUCAGUUUUGCGGCAAAUCUAGAUGUGGUCGAUGGUAAGGCUGAAACCAUUUACAACGCAACCAAAGAUUGGCUGGUGUCAUGGGACAUUCCAGUUGGUAAAGUCAUGGGACUAGCUACGGACGGGGCGGCAGUGAUGACGGGUGUACGGUCUGGGGUUGUUGUUAGAAUUCUAGGAGAUAACUUUAGACUAGUCCAUAUACACUGCGUAGCUCAUAAACUUGCCUUAGCUGUAUCCCAGGCUGCUGCCUCAGUCAAUGCCGUGAAAACAUACGAGGGAACUGUGGAAAAUGUUUAUUUCUUCUUCCGCAACUCGGCUGUGAGGUACAACCGACUUCGUGCAGUGUAUGCCCUCCUGGAAGACGAUGAUUUGGUCACCCUCAAGCGCCCGCACCCAGUACGUUGA